AUCAUCACUCUAACACCACUCAGCAACAACUGGGCCAUCACAGCACCAACACUGCACUCUCCCUGCACCGCUAUCUCUCGGUUUGCCCCCAACACGUCAUAAAUAUCAUUCAUCUACUAGGAUCUCCAUCUCCUGCGACCUAACACUGACAUGGCUUUGGGCAGCUUGGAGUCAUUACCCCCAGAAACCAUCGACAACAUUGCCUCAUUUCUGGACACACCAGACCUUUCGGCUUUCCGACUUCUCAACCACUAUCUUGAAACUUUCGCUGCACGAUGGCACUUCGAAGAAGUUCGAUGUCGCACAAGCAGUUUCUGCCGUGACCGCCAGGCAAUGGUACACAUUGCUAAGUCAACAAAACUGAACCAACUUGUGCGCGAAGUUAACUUGCUCAUCGAACUACCAGCAUCUUUGCCUUUCUACCCAAAUCUGGAUGUCAACAUCGAAGAAACCUUAGGAGCGAUGGCCUGGGAUGACCGACACCACUUCGCCACCGCCGCACACGUGCUGCCGUUUCUUAGCCAUUUUCGCCACUUAACCACCCUCCGCUUGAUUUUUAUCGAGAAUCCAGAGGUCGAACCCAACACUCAAGUCAGUUCCGACGUGAUCAAUUAUCAGUCUGGGAUAAUUGAGACUAUCUUUCAGUGUCUUACCGGAACAUGGCCUCUCGAGAGGCAGACGAGGAUUGACGAGGCUCUGAAGCUCGUGCUAGGAGACGAAUACAGUGCUGGUUGCAGUGCCUUUCCAGGACCAGGCCCGGUCAGUCUCAGGGCCCUCUGGAUUAAAAAUCUUAACGUCCCUCUUCACUCGCGUGUGAGGAAAUCCGAAGCAUUCAAAGCAGUUGUUGGGUCCGGCAGCAUUGUUGACUUGAGUUGUAUCAACAGAAACUAUGUUCGCUGGCCCAUCGCGCCAGGUCCAUUGUACUCCAGAGAAGUGUUGAAAAUGUUCGAGCAGAUGCCCCGAACUUGGUUUAUGCCAUCAAUGGCAGAGAAUCUCCAAAACUUGGAAUUGAAGUUUCAUAAUUACUGGGGGUGGCAUCCAAAGCUCGAUUUAGAGGAUAUUACACCAGCUCUGCCAAAUUUGAAGAAGCUAUCCCUUUGGAGAUUUGUAUUCAGCCUCGAGCGACAGGCUCAGUGGAUUGCAUCUCUUGGGAGAAGCAACUCAUCUGGAGGCCUUGAAGGACUGCACUUGCACAAGUGCCAAAUCCUGUUUGGGGCAACACACUUGGAACCGCUGGACAGAGAUACAGGGUACCUAGUCCAAGAGGAUAUGUUGCGCGCGGUUCUUCUUAACGGCGAGCAAUUGCAGUGCUCUUUUUUCACUCCACGAUGGUACACAAUCCUAGACAUAUGGCGUGAGUCAAUGCCAGCCUUGACGUCAUUUCAGCUUAACAGGUACACUCAUGAAAGCGAUUUUACUGCUCAGAAGAAUCGAAGAAUCGGGAGCCGGGUUUUGGGUUAUACGUUUAUCGACUUCAUGCGCUGGCCAAUAUACUUAUAUGUGCCGGACGUGCCUCCCCCAGGUGAGACUGGUCACCUACGACCUGGUGAGCGUGGUUGUCUAGAAAUGGAUGAGGAGGCUGCGGAUCUGCUAUUUUCAGCGGUUCGGUCGAGGAACUGGCCUGCGAGUCGACAAAACGUUUAG
Molecule: messenger RNA, 1644 nt
Organism: Ilyonectria robusta
Lineage: Eukaryota; Fungi; Ascomycota; Sordariomycetes; Hypocreales; Nectriaceae
Exons: 1
Coding region: 151-1644 (497 amino acids)
Source: RefSeq, a predicted model, not a curated record